AUGCGCCAUCCCUUGGCCUUUCAAGCCGGGACCGUGCGCAGUUGCUCACCUCAGCGGUGUCCUCAGAGUGCAGACCCGGCGCGAGAAGGCACCACUGGAGAUGGACUGGCGACAGGCAACUCCCAGGCGAGUGGCUCGACCGGCGUAGAAGGGGCACUGACCGACUCCCUGACCACCAGCCAAGCCCCCAACUCCAACUCAUCUCCACUGGCCUCGUCCUCUACGAACGCCACCUGUGGCCAGACGUUCGAACUGGUCUCUGGAGGGGGCAAAGCAGGCUUCAGAGCACGGCGGACACAGGGUCUGGCUGUCGUGUCUCUCCUUCCUUUGCUGGGCUGCCACCUCCAUCCGACAGCGGGCAGCAUCCAUAGCCACCUGCAAGCGAUUCCGAUGCUCUGUCACCCAGUCCACCACUCCCCCAGCCUCAGGAAGUUUUCCAAGAAGAAAAUCCACAGGGAGGUGGGGCUCCUGGCCGAACAUCAACAGGUGGGGCGAUUCGCCAGUAGACUGAUGGGGGGUUGCGUUGUAGUUGAACACCAGCUGUGGGAGGCACCUUCGCCACUGUAUGUGCCUUCUGAUCACGAGUUGGCACCGCCUGGGUGA
Knipowitschia caucasica is the source of this 603-nucleotide messenger RNA. The record is from the annotation of a GenBank genome assembly. NCBI's taxonomy places the organism in Eukaryota, Metazoa, Chordata, Actinopteri, Gobiiformes, Gobiidae.